AUGGUAAACUCGACUUCUGUCACUUUACAGGUGCCGCCAAGACGUCCUUUUCGUCGCACUCCGGGACCAAAGGUCAAAAAUCGGUGGCCAGGUAAAGGAGAUUGGCAGCAUUUGGAAUAUGUUGAAUUACCAUUGCGCAUCGUAACGUGUGUGCCAGUGGGUGAAGAAAACUUGACGACUACAACGGGGACAAUGCACAUCCAAGUACCUGGCUGUGGACAAGUUCUACCUACACUGAUGACAGUGGUCCAUCUAGUCCAAGCUUCUGGUUUCUUCACCAAUGACGAUUAUACUAUGAUGGAAAAGACUCAUUACGCUUUGAUAAAAGAUUUGUUGGUACUUCCAUUUCCCAUUUCCCGCCCGUGGUCACCUUUUCAAAAACGGCAAUGGGGUUUUGUUGAAGAUCGAAAGGAGGUUGUUCUAACUUGUCGACAAUGGAAGAAAUAUGUGGAGUUGCGUCGCUUUGCGUCAGUCACAUCUCUCGUUUGUUUGCGGGAGGAACGUCCCAUGCCGUUGGCAGGAAUUCCAACUACCUUGGAUCCUCAUCGCGCGUGGCUUAAUUCUGCAGGUUUAUUGCGGUUUGAUUUCCACCAUGGCGAUUUUGUGCGCUGGCUUGGUGGCAAAUAUGUCAAUCAAGGUCGGGAUUUCAAUGCCAAAUGGGAUAUUAUCGAAAAGACAAUGGAUGGCAAGACCGUUCCAAAGGAAUAUCCUCCUGUGAAAUUUGACAUGGCGUACCGGAUUCAAACUGAGGGAGUUCCACUACGUGCAACCUAUACAACUCCAAUGGAAGCUACUAUCUUACGCAAUGCCUACGAUAACCAUCCUGCAGUAUCCGCGAACAUGGAAAAGGUCGAGGAGAAAUUUGCGAAGGAAGAGUGGAAAGCAUACCAUAUCCACUAUCUGCGUUUUGUCUAUGAAUUCAUACCUGGGCUUGUGAUCAAUCCUAUUCAGUGGGUUUUUGACAAAGGAAAAGUGACAGAAUUCUAUCAGGAACGGGAUUCGUGA
This is a messenger RNA of Cylindrotheca closterium, 1005 nucleotides long. NCBI's taxonomy places the organism in Eukaryota, Bacillariophyta, Bacillariophyceae, Bacillariales, Bacillariaceae. The record is from the annotation of a GenBank genome assembly.